Aphanomyces astaci is the source of this 3492-nucleotide messenger RNA. RefSeq names its product phosphoribosylamine-glycine ligase. Gene Ontology annotation, biological process: 'de novo' IMP biosynthetic process; adenine biosynthetic process. The record is from RefSeq and is a predicted model, not a curated record. The transcript has a single exon. The coding region runs from base 1 to 3492 and encodes 1163 amino acids. NCBI's taxonomy places the organism in Eukaryota, Oomycota, Saprolegniomycetes, Saprolegniales, Verrucalvaceae. Gene Ontology annotation, cellular component: cytosol. Gene Ontology annotation, molecular function: phosphoribosylformylglycinamidine cyclo-ligase activity; metal ion binding; phosphoribosylglycinamide formyltransferase activity.
AUGCAACGUAUCCGGAACCGUCAUUCCAUGUUGAGACACCAUCGGGCACGCUCAUUUUUCAGUUUUCGAGCUCAAAUCAUGUCGGUCGUUGUGACUUGCGGUCAUCCGUCUGCCCCUGAGGCGACGAAGGGCCUUGCAUUGCUUCGUGAUCUGCAGAAGCAAGGCUUUCGUGUGGCUGUCCUGGGCUCUCUUGCUUGGCGCGACCAAAUCGUGGAAGCCAAGAUCCCGCACAUCCACUUGACCGCGCCAAGUGAAGUGGAGGAGUUGCUCCAGUCGCCAAUCCGCCUCGUGGUGGCGUUCCUUCCCGACUCGACUGUCACAUCCGAAGACGCGUUGAAGUCGUGGGGUGUUGGAAGCCACGGAUUCGUCCGGUCGGCGGCCUGGGCUUUUGACAAGAUCGCCGUCGUCGUGCAAUCGGACGAUUUUGCUCGCAUCCGCGACGCGGUGUCACAGAACGGCGAGCUCGCUCUGUCCCUCAACGACCGCAAAUCAUUGGCGCAAAAGGCUUUCCGCGCGUUUGCCUCUCUGGACAACCGUGCUGCGUCCUCGCUUCAAGUAGACAUUCCCCAGCGCAACAUCCUCCUGGUCGGCAACGGCGGGCGCGAGCAUGCCUUGGCGUGGAAACUCGCGCAAUCUCCGCAGGCGGCGCACAUAUUCGUCGCUCCUGGGAACGGCGGCACUGCCGCAGGGGCCAACCCAAAGAUCUCCAACGUAGCGUUGUCCCCGGACCGCCCCGACUUGUUGAUUGCCUUUUGCAAGGAAAACAAUGUGUCUUUGUGUGUGGUCGGGCCCGAAGCGCCGCUGGUGGCCGGUCUCGCCGACCACUUGAACGGCGCCGGCAUCCCGACCUUUGGCCCGAGCGCGCGGGCGGCACAGUUGGAAGGGUCGAAGGCGUUUUCCAAGGACUUUAUGGCUCGCCACGACAUCCCCACCGCCGCGUACAAGAACUUUACGCGGUACGAAGACGCCAAGGCGUUCGUCGACUCGAUCGAGUACAACGUCGUGAUCAAGGCGUCGGGCAUCGCCGCCGGGAAGGGCGUGCUCAUUCCCACGACCAAGGAAGAAACGGUCGCCGCGCUCAAGGAGGUGAUGGUGACCAAGGCGUUUGGCAGCGCUGGCGACGAGGUCGUGAUCGAGGAGUUCAUGACGGGCGAGGAAGUGUCGCUGCUGGCGUUCUGCGACGGCCAGCGCGUGGUGGCGAUGCCGGGGGCGCAGGACCACAAGCGCAUCUUGGACAACGACCAAGGGCCCAACACGGGGGGUAUGGGUGUGUACGCACCGGCGCCGUGUCUUUUCGGGGCUGUGGAGCAGCAGUGUGUGGAGAUUGUCCAGAAGUCGGUGACGGCGCUGGCCAAGGAAGGGAUGCCGUUCGUAGGCGUCUUGUUUGCCGGGUUUAUGCUCACCCCCACUGGCCCUAAGAUCGUCGAGUACAACGUCCGGUUUGGCGACCCAGAAACUGAGGUGCUGUUGCCACUGCUCAACAGCGACUUGGUCGAAAUCUUCCUCGCCUGUGUCGAACAUCGCUUGGACGCGUCGUUGGUGCGCUGGAAGGAUGGCGCCGCUGCCACGGUCGUCCUCGCCUCGGAAGGGUACCCAGAGAGCUACCCCAAGGGUCGCGUGAUCACCGGCACGGACGCCGCCAACGCCCUCCCGAACGUGACAGUGUUCCAUGCGGGCACGACGCUCAAUGGAGGCGACGAAUUGGUCACGUCCGGGGGCCGCGUGCUUACCGUGACCGCCACGGCGCCGUCCAUGAAGGACGCCAUCCAAGCCGCGUACAAGGGCGUGUCCAAGGUCCACUUCGCCGGCGCGCAGCACCGCAGCGAUAUUGGCCACCGCGGCCUGCUCCGGUCGUGCCCGACCAUCAAGCUCGGCGUGCUCGGGUCGACCCGCGGCAGCAGUUUGCAGCCAAUCUUGGACGCGAUUGCCGCCGGCGAACUGAACGCGACCGUGGAGAUCGUCGUGAGUGACCGCAAGGCGUCGGGCAUUCUCGAACGAGCGCGGAUCCACCACAUCGACGCGCACGCCGUAUCUGGGAAAAACAAGACUCGCGAUGCCGUGGACGCCGAAGUGACGGCGCUGCUGCAGUCCAAGCAAGUGGAUUUGGUGCUCUGCAUCGGGUACAUGCGCAUCUUCUCGGGCUCGUUCUGCCAAGCGUGGGCUGGCCGUGUCUUGAACGUCCAUCCGUCGUUGCUGCCGGAAUUCGCCGGCGGCAUGGACCUGGCAGUCCACCAAGCGGUGGUCGACGCCAAAAAGACCGAGACGGGGUGCACAGUGCACUACAUUACGGAGGAGGUGGACGCCGGCCCCAUCGCCGUCCAGUUGAAGUGCCCAGUGUACCCGACGGACGUGGCGGAGAGUGUCAAGGCGCGCGUGCAGCCGCUGGAAGGCGCGGCGUUCUUGUACGCGAUCAAGCGCCAUCAGGUGCAUGCGUACCUUGGCAAGACCGUCGUCUCGUACGCUGACGCCGGCGUAAACAUUGACGCCGGCAACGCGCUCGUGCAAAAGAUCAAGCCGGCGUGCAAAUCUACGGUGCGCCCCGGAUGCGACGCGGACCUCGGCGGGUUUGGCGGGCUCUUUGACCUCCAGGCCGCCGGCUACGACAAGGACACGGUGCUGGUCGCGUGCACGGACGGCGUCGGCACCAAGCUCAAGAUCGCGCAGCUGACCGGCCAGCACCACACGGUGGGAAUCGAUCUCGUCGCGAUGAGCGUCAACGACCUGCUGGUCCAAGGCGCGGAGCCGCUGUUCUUCCUCGACUACUACGCUUGCGGCGCGCUUGACGUGACCGCGGCUGCGCAGGUCGUGGAAGGCAUCGCGGAAGGAUGCCGCCAGAGCGCGUGCGGUCUCAUCGGUGGCGAAACCGCCGAAAUGCCAUCCAUGUAUCACGGCGGCGACUACGACCUCGCCGGGUUUUGUGUCGGUGCCGUGCACAAGGCCAAGCUUCUGCCGCUUCCCGUGCACCAUGGCGACGUCGUCCUGGGGCUGCCCAGCGCCGGACUGCACUCGAACGGGUACUCUUUGGUGCGCAAGCUGGUGGAUGUGGCCAACCUCACGUACGAAGCGCCAUGUCCGUGGGAACCGACGACGACGUUGGGCGAAAACCUCCUCACCCCUACUCGCAUCUACGUGAAGGCCUUGCUUCCAUUGUUGAAACAAGGACUGGUUCGUGCGAUGGCGCACAUCACGGGUGGAGGACUUUUGGAGAACAUUCCGCGUGUGCUCGCCGACACUGAUGCCGUCGAGAUUGACUCGGCGGCGUGGCGCCUCCCGCCUGUGUUUGGCUGGUUGCGCUCUGUGGGCAACCUCCCCGACGAAGAAGUGAGUCGGACGUUCAACUGCGGCAUCGGCAUGGUGGUCAUCGUUGCCCCGGAACACGCGGCGCAGGUGGUGGAACUCCUCAAGUCCGAACAAGUCGUUCGAUUGGGCUUGGUCGUGCCGCGCGCGAACGAUGGCGCCCAGGUGCUCUUCAAAGGCCCUCUGCAGUUCUAA